Messenger RNA from Phyllopteryx taeniolatus (common seadragon), 2744 nucleotides. It is a transcript of the gene acer3, whose product is annotated as alkaline ceramidase 3. The coding region runs from base 213 to 1016 and encodes 267 amino acids. NCBI's taxonomy places the organism in Eukaryota, Metazoa, Chordata, Actinopteri, Syngnathiformes, Syngnathidae. The transcript is spliced from 12 exons. Gene Ontology annotation, cellular component: endoplasmic reticulum membrane. Gene Ontology annotation, biological process: phytosphingosine biosynthetic process; ceramide metabolic process. The record is from RefSeq and is a predicted model, not a curated record.
ACUACCGUCUUUGGCACUGACAAGCUGAAAUCCCCCAAACUGUUCUAUGCAGACCACCCUUUCAUCUUCUUGGUGAAGGACCAGAAGACGAACUCCAUCCUGUUCAUUGGCAGGAUGGUCAGGCCAAAGGCUCAGUGACAUCAGUGAGAGGAGAACGCCACGGAUGGCACUGCAAAUCCGUUAGCGGCCACACAACCUCCUCCGCUUCCAUCAUGGCUCCCUCGUCGGACAGGCAGGGAUACUGGGGCCGGCCCACUUCCACGCUCGACUGGUGCGAGGAGAAUUAUGUCGUCUCAUACUACAUCGCCGAAUUCUGGAACACUGUCAGCAACCUGAUUAUGAUUCUUCCUCCCAUUUGUGGGGCCAUCCAGACAUUCCGUGAUGGCCUUGAGCUCUGCUACAUCUGCUCUUUCCUUGGACUUGCAGCUGUUGGCGUUGGUUCCUGGUGCUUCCACAUGACACUGCUCUAUGAGAUGCAGCUACUGGAUGAGUUGCCAAUGAUUUACAGCACGUGUGUCUUUGUCUACUGUCUAUAUGAGUGCUUCAAACAAGGGAACAGCAUCAGUUGGUUUCCUGUAGCGUUAUUAUUCAUCUUCAGCAUCACAGUAACUGUGGUCUACUUACAGUGGAAAGAACCAGUGUUUCACCAGGUCAUGUAUGGCGCUUUAGUUGCUUGUCUCGUGAUGCGAUCUGUCUUCAUUGUUACAUGGGUUUACCCAUGGUUACGGCCUUUGUGUUACACCUCCUUAGGUGUAUUCAUGUUAGGCUUUCUUCUGUGGAACAUUGACAAUAUCUUCUGUGACUCAUUAAGAGCCAGUAGACAAACAUUGCCACCUGGUGUCGGAGUGGUGACACAGUUCCAUGCCUGGUGGCACAUCUUCACAGGCUUGGGCUCCUACCUGCACAUACUUCUCAGUUUGCAAAUCAGAACAACCUACCUCAAGUACAGACCAAAAGUAAAGUUUUUAUGCGGAGUUUGGCCCACUCUGCAUCUUGAACCGCAAAAGACGAGCUGAUAUUAUGGGACGCCUGAAAGAUGUCGACCAAGCGUAAGGACCGGCCAGUGCCCCAUUCAACUGCUGGGAGCUCUGCCCACAGCAAGGGGGCAGUGUAUACCCCUAAGAAACUACACUAAGGCGCACCGAGAAUUAGCUGAGUACAGUUUAGCGCUGAGAUCAGAAGCCUUUUUUUUUUAAACCCAUAAUAAUUUAUUAGAUUUGCUUUCCUGCAAUAUUUAUGAUGUGUAAUGUGUUUAAUUGUUAAUUCAUUAUUCAAUAUGAUGUUUAGCAGACUGAAAAUGGGAAUAGUUUUAGGACUUAUGGAUGCUCAAAAUGUUGAAUGCAAGGUUUGUGAAAACAAGGGAAUCAGUGGCAUGAAUUGUGAAUUUCCAUUAUUUCAUUAAAAUUAUUCCAAACCCCAUACAUAUUGAAAUAACUCGCUAAAGAAGGAACAAGAUGAUACUUUAUUUCUUGUUUCACGUGUACAUGGGAGAAUGCCAGUUAAAGCAGUGUUGCCAUAACAUUUUUAAGACAGACCGACAUGUUGUUCUGCUGCAUUCUUAAUACGGAAUCGUCUCAUUUCGUUGACAACAGACUUCAACUUUCUUGAAAACAUCGAAGACUAGUGUGUUUAUUAUUAUUAUUUUUAAACGUCUUAAGAAUUAUAACAUUUUAAUUCCCAUAGUUGCUUUUUCAUUAGAAGUAGUCCAGUACAAUAUACAAUAUGAAUAAAUUAUUGCACCAUGAUAAAAGGGCUUAUUAGUUAGGUACAUUUGUGUCUUUGCCACACUUAAAACGAUUCAUGCUACAACGUCUUAGUGGUUUACAUUCCUGCUUUGGACUUUGUCAAGCUUUCCCUAGUGCAGGUUUCCCAAACCUUUCCAGCUCGAGACCCAAAUGAGUACCCAGUACCUAAACUUAGCAGCAUACAUUAUGAAUUGUCAUAACAUUGACAUAUGACGGGUACAUUGACGGGUGUCAAACUUUUUUAUGUGGGCUGGUUUUCCUUCAGAGGCCUGUUAUGACUCUGACACCAUAUAAAUGUAUAAUUGCCUCAUCGUAUUUACAUAUAGUGUAUGUAAAAUAAUAAUAAUUUAACUAGUGAUCAGUUCAGGGUGUACCCCACCUACCUAUAGUACAAGACUUAUCCUCCUUUUUCCAUGUACCUUCAAUUUCAACUGUGAAGGUUUGUUUUGAUUUGAAUGUCUGUAUUGCUGCGCCUGUGCAGCGACCCUGUAAAGGAAAUUGUAACCCGGGCCAUGAAGUAAAUUAGGAAUACUUCAAUGCACAACAUCCAUUAAAGUAAUUGUACAUGCUGGAGGUUUCGAGAGAGUGCCACUGACUCAUAUGAACACGCUUUUGCAAACAUGAGCACAAUGUAGGAAAUAUUCAGUUCGUGCCUAUAUUCCUCACUGGGAUGCGUCGACUUUCACUUCUAGUAAUGGGAAAUGAUUUAGUUAAGUAUACAGGUUGGUAAAUUAGGGGCCUUAUGACAUGGGUGCGCAGGUUGAGCCACGCUGCCUUUGGCUGUUCACAUCCAAAUAUUUUACGUGUCCCUAAUUUCUUGGUCAUGAAAAGAAAAUAUGUAUAUCUUGAGGUUGUACCUCACUCUACGUCUUCUACUACUGAUCACAUGUUACACUGAUGUUAAUAGUAACAUGAUGCCUGUGACCAGAAAAGCAUUCUCACUCUUUGCGGCAGUAUUUAAUGUUGUCCAGUGUUGUCAAAUAAAAACAAUAAAUGUCA